Cyphellophora attinorum is the source of this 696-nucleotide messenger RNA. RefSeq lists its product as uncharacterized. The transcript is spliced from 2 exons. Bases 1 to 696 code for a protein of 231 amino acids. Lineage: Eukaryota; Fungi; Ascomycota; Eurotiomycetes; Chaetothyriales; Cyphellophoraceae. The record is from RefSeq and is a predicted model, not a curated record.
AUGGCUGCACCACACUCCGCCAUUCUGGACCUGGCCGCUUGGGCGAGACUCGACGAAAGCAUGGACAUUCUCACCGACUGCGCCAAUUACGCCAACUAUGCUCAAUUCAUACUUGGUCUCCAAGGCCUUGCGAGCGUUGCUGCAGACGACGGACCAAUCUCACCGAUUAUUCAGCGCAAAGUUAUGGACGAGCUCAUUCUUGCAGCUUUCCGCGGACUCAUCUGGUUCACUUCACCUAGUUACAACCCGAUUCCAGUGGACGAGGAUUCUAGAGCAGGCUCGUCGGCGGCUGGCAUAGGUCGGACCAUCAUGAUGGAUCAACUCCUAAAUGAGGUUGGCGAUCGAAAAGCUGUCCUUGAGCUCUUGAGCAAGUCGGAGGAGAUUGUUGCUGCCUACCUCGAGGAGCGCGACGGAGUGUUGCCGAAAGACAGAGAGGCAAAGGCGUCAAGUAGUGUCGAUGAUGGCAACGGAACUAGCGCCAUGGCGAAAUACGAGAAGUGGAAAGAGGAUCAGAACAAGGUCCUUGUCACGGAUGAUGAGAGCCGGCCAGGAAUUGGGCCCAAGGGACUGGUUGCGCAACGGCAGGACAUGGACACCACAGACCGUGUGAUCAACUUUGUUGGUUGCCUGUCCCCGCUGAUUGUGGUUCUUGUUGCGCUGGCCAUCGUCGGGUUUUUGAUCCUCAGGGCUGCUUGA